Molecule: messenger RNA, 4060 nt
Organism: Topomyia yanbarensis
Lineage: Eukaryota; Metazoa; Arthropoda; Insecta; Diptera; Culicidae
Exons: 3
Coding region: 130-3954 (1274 amino acids)
Cellular component (GO): nucleus
Molecular function (GO): zinc ion binding
Source: RefSeq, a predicted model, not a curated record
AAACAGCUGAUCGGAAUGUGAACAACAGUUACUGAUAGCGUCCCAUAGACUUAGAGAUUUAGAUUCCGUGUCCACAUAUUUCAGCAAGACAAUCUUUGGGAUAUGAUAAAUCCGAUUUCUUAGUAAAACAUGGAUCGUCCUAGGCGGAAACGAAAGCAUACAGAACGUUUCAGAACCUAUACAACGGAAGUAAACGAAUGGGAACUCACCACAGAAAUUAAAAUCGAACCGGACGACGAACCAGUUUUACCAGUAUUUUGUAGCCUGUGCAAAACAUCCGCUGGGGUGAAGCUAUUAGCGCUGUUUUCCAACAAAACAAAGAGUUCCAAUCCGGACAUUGCAGUUUCAAUUAAAGCUUGCGUCGGGUUAGAGAUCACACCGGAACUAGAGCCCCAAGCACGAAUUUGCCGUAAAUGCCUCAAUGAGUUGGAAACUCACUAUGCUUUCUGGAAGCGAGCAACACAGUGCAAUGAAUAUUCCCAAAACCGAAUCACCGAGGAAGAGGCUGAGGUAAACGGGGCCCAUGCGCAGCAGAUUCGUGUGUGUCGUUUCUGUCUAAAGAUUGGCGGGAAACUGCUAGAGCUUUAUCCAGAAAUUCAUAUCCCUGACAAUGACCACUUGGUGAAGAUUCGCAAAUGCUUGGGGGUGCCGAUUAACGCAAUGGACCCAGUGACGAAAAUUUGUCGUAAUUGCAUUCAAAGUAUUGAUAGGUUACUGGAGUUUCGACAUAAGCAUGAACCAGAGGAAGUAUUUUUCAAGCAGGAAGUUGAUACAGAAUUAUUCGGGAAGCUUGAAUGGACAGCUCACGGAGAAGCGACAACUAAAGUUAAGAGAGAAUAUCCAGAUCUCGAUCUGUAUGUGUCAGAUUCUGAUUGUUCCGUAGAUGAUCAAUCAGAUCCGUUCGAUGAUGGAAAUAUCAAAGUUCGAGGGGUUCGACCUGAAUUACUGCAGCUGCUCGGAACGGAUAUGGAUGGAAAGAAUUUUCAGAUACGAAAAUGUGAUGGCGGACUGUUGAUGGUGAUUUAUGAUGAAUUUCGAUUCCGAUAUUGUUCCGAAACACCAGAGGGUGGCACUUUGUGGGUAUGUGCUGAAACCAAACUAUGGAAGUGCCGCAUGAAGCUGCACAUUGACGAGUUAGGAAUCAAUGCUUGCGUGGAGCCGGGCGUUCAAAAGCACAGUCACCCGUUUAAGCUGCCAACGGUAAUGAACUGCCCCUCGGGGAAAGGGAUGACACUAUUCGAAGGAAAGAAAGUACCAUUCUGGCUAUAUGCUAGGCAAUUAUCAAGGUCUUUUCAUACGCGUAGCUUGUUUUUUGAUGGUAAUCGAUAUAGCUUGCAACAGUUUCGUCCCCACGGAGAUUGUAGUGUGUGGUACUGCGGCCGACGGCGUAAAGGUAAAUGUAUGGCUGUUAUUUAUGUUAACGGGGUAUUCCAGCGUACAGAACUCAAAGGAAAACACAAUCACGAGACCGUAGACGUAGAUGAGGUCUUUUCUCUUUUCAAGAAACGUGAUAUAGACACGGAAUCAACGGAAGUUAUAGACGCUUUUCAAGAGACUAACUCAAUGGAAAUUUUAGAAAACUGCUUGGAAGCGAGUGAACACUGUUUCGAAAGAAUCGCUAACGGACUAGAUGACAAACAAACAGUACAAAUUGAAUUGGAUGCUCUAACAAAAGAGCAAAAUCCUGAGAUAUUCAAGAUUUUUGAGCAGGAUGACCCGAAUCGCAAGUUUAAUGUUAUCAGGACAGGGGGAAAGUUCAAAAUUGCACAGAACAGCUACGAGUACCGAUAUUACGGUCGACUAAAGGAUGGGUCUACGGUUUGGAAAUGCAUUUUUGAUUCAUUGCGUCAUUGCCAAAUUUUGAUGCGAGUUUCUGUUGAUGGUAAGGAAAUGGUUCAUUUUAAAAUAGGUCGACACAGUCAUGGAAUUGAGCCUGAGAAGAUUUUUAGCGUACCAAUUGGAAAGCGGAUGAUCGGCGAAGAGCCACUCUGGCUGCUGACGCGUGUUUCGCUAUACUACGAAAGCCGAUUUAUUGUCUAUCGCGACUAUGUGUUUAUACUACAAGAUACCAACAAACGGGGAUUGGUACGAUGGUGCUGUUUAAAAAAAUAUGCAUGCCGUGCGUUGCUUAUUACCAGUUCGGAUCUAAAAAUGGUGUUACUGAAAACCGAUCAUUCUCACGAGAAACCACCAAAGGAAGAAAUUGCUGAGCUUCUUGAAGGUAAACAAAAAACAGAAUCACCAAUGGAAAAUCUUUCGUUUAAGCAAAAACUGUUGUCAUUCCCCUCAACAAAGGGUCAAAUUUGGGACGAAGAAAGUCAUGAGUACAAUCCCUUCUAUAUCCUAACAAACAUGUUUCGUACUAAGAGACAGUACGGAAUUAUAUAUCGUGGGUACAGAUACUCUUUUGGUUCUAUCGAUCAGAACGAAACCAGCACAUGGUUAUGCACUAGAAAUUGGGUAAAAAGCGAUUGUUGUAAGGCAACUGCCAUAGUGGAAGGUAUGUUUGAAUCUGUGUUCGCCAGUGUUCAGCACAACCACGAUGUGUUGCCUGAGUCCCAAAUUCAACACCUGAUCCAGCAAUGCAUAUUACGUCCGAUAUCCAACGAAAAAAAGUUGAAGGAGCUUCCAAAUCAGGAAGCUGAAGCAAGCAAUAUUUUGUCCAGUCUAGCUCGUUUCGAUCCAAACCGUAAUUUCGAGGUCAAACGAAUCAGAACCAAGCAAGUAAUCACCUACAAAGGCGAGAAUUUUCGUUUAAAGUUGCGCCAAGAUGAUGGCAGUAGCUUGUGGAGCUGUGUUUGGUCUAGAACUCGCAACUGUGUUGUUACUUUGAACCUGAAUGCCGAUGGAAAACAAGUAUUUCCAGUGGAUUCAAAAAAGAAGCACAAUCACUCGGGUCAACAAAUUGCCGCCUUUCUGCUACCAACAGGAAAGGCGUCGGUUUACGAUGAAGACAAAGAUGCAUAUUUGUCAUACUGGAUUUGGAACUAUCAGUCUGAAUACCGCACAAAUAAAGCUAUUAUCUACCAAGGCUACAAGUACACGAUCCACUUCAUAGGAAACAACGGAAAAAGCACAUGGAAAUGCUAUGGUGGUUGCAAGGUAUAUGCGCGAGUCGAGGGUGCUCUGGAAAUGAUAUCCGUUAAAAAUGAACACAACCACGAGCAAUUAACGGAUGAUGAAAUAAAAGCAAUAACUGGCACAGAUAUUGUUGAUCCAGAUCUUCUUCCUAGUAGUAAAACACUUCCCUCAUCAUCGUGUCCUUCUAAUUUAAGCAGUCCACUGCGUGCAUCAAAUUUACUGAGACGACUAUCUGUGCCUGACCAGGACCGAAACUUUGAAGUUCAAAUUCACAAAGGACAGAUGAAAAUCUUACAGGAUGGCUACGAAUACAAUCACAAAACCUCCAAACAAAAUCAUAGCUUAUGGAGAUGUAUUCACUCCUCCGUUCGCAGUUGUCGAGCGACCCUUCAUGUUGAUAACCGGUGCAAAACUGGAAUACUUCCAAAAAUCCCUAAACACAACCACUCCACUGAGCUGUGGGACAUAUACAAGUAUCCGCUGGGCGAAAGCAGUAUCAUGGACUCAUACUCGGAGGUGGUGAAACCGUUCUGGUUCCUUAUUCAACCGAGCUUCAUGCGGCCUCUCCCAAACAUCAUUUACGAUGGCCACCGAUAUUCACUAGAUUUUAUCACCGAAACCGGAGAUAGCAGCAAGUGGAAAUGCUCUGCUCAGCCUUGUCGUGUAAGACUCACUGUAACAGGUUUGUUCGAACUGGCGGCCAUCAAUCCACCUGAACAUGCCGAUGCACCGCUGACAGAGGAGAAGAUAGCCGAAUACAUUCGUUGCUUUGGGACGAGUUCCAGAAACACCACUUCUUUGGUUGAUUCGAUACCGUUUGUAGAAGUGAAGAUGGAAAAGACAAAUUUCGAUGCCGAGGAUGAAGAGCUAUAAGCUGUAAAUAAAACGUUCUUUUGAACCGGUUUCGAAAUACUUUUUGACUUUGAUACUUUUGGUGAAAAUGUAACGAUAUGAAAAAUAUAACCAAUUUGCCUUAUAA